GCAGUAGCGGUUCUAGGCACGGGCGAACAGGGCAGCCGCCCGGGGCGGCAUUUGUGUCAUGACUCAUGGGGGGCGGCACGAGCACUUCCAAAAAAAUAAAAUAAAAGAUAAUAAUAAUAAAUCUUGACCGCAAAGCGGUUUUGUAUUAACUCUUGUUGUCAAAUUGGCGCCCCCCGCUGCUGUAGGCGCCCCUGCUUGCUCCGAAGGUGCUGCACAGAGGCUGACAGACUGUGUGAGACGAGGCGGGGAGAGAGUCGCUGGGGGACAGCUCUGCUCUGUGUACGCAUGUCAGCAUAUCAGCGGGAGCGCGGAUACGUCAUUUUGUAGUUUUUUAAUCAUUUCUGGAGUCGCGGUGAAUGAAAUCACCGUACCCGUCUGCCUUUGAUAGGCGAAUAAAGCGCUCGGGUUCAUGCUCGGAUCUUGCUACGUGCUUGAUGAGCUUCGUGAGUAAAGUAAACAAUGACUGAGGCAGAGAGCAGCUUCAGAGGAGAAACAUCCAGCAGUGUGAACAACCUCUUCAUAUGGAGUCCUUUGGCUCACACUAUCAGCGUUUUCUCUGAGUGUUGCAUGACUUUGGGUGAGAACAGAGAUGAACACACUGUCAGCCACGUAUUUAUUUAUUCACUUUUUAGUUUUUAGUUCUGCUUUUGUACUGGCACUAUACUGGGGCAGCUGUAUACCCUUUCAACACCUUAUUUUCUACAUUUACAUUUGUAUUAAAUGGACACUUUAUCAUGACUGUCACUUGUUUUACAGAAAGCAAAUUAUUUGUCAUUCUCCAGUGCAGAGCCUUUACUUUUAUUUAUACAGCCGCUUUAUUUCAUUUGAGUUUGUUUGUUCAAGGUUUUCAAAAAUGUGAUGAAGGUUCUCAAAACUAAAAGAGAGCUUUCUUGAAAGCCACGUUUAAGCUCUCAAAUACUUUUUGAAUUUUGUUUCUAUCUACUACAGAGGCAGAGAUAGCAGCUUUUUUGUAAACCUUAACACGUCAGAAAACCUCAGGAUCUGGGGGCCCUUCUCAAAAUGGCCCUCAGGAUUGUGUUUUUUUCUAUUGAAGGAUUUCUGCAAUUGAGAAAUAUAUUAUUUUUGUUGUUAUAAUAAUAAUAAUACUACAUAGUAAUACAAAACUAUCUGUUCAAAAUUCUAUGUCUUUUUGUGUUUGUGUUUGUGUUUGUGUGUGUGUGUGUGUGUGUGUGUGUGGGGGGGGGGGGGGGGGGGGGGGGCACUUGGAGGGGUGCUCGCCCGGGGAGUAAUUUGGUCUAGAACCGCCACUGUGCACCAGCCACUGUUUUCAAUUUAAGCAAAGAUGCAAAACAGAUCAAAUUGAAGAGUUUCGUCUGCUUCAUUUAUCCUUCCUUCUGUGUUAGCUUUUACUACGCACCCACCAUGUUGAGGGUCAGUUUUGACCUGUGUCUUAAAUCAGCUGUAAAUUACAUUAAAAACAAUUCUCUAUCAUCCAAUUUGGUUCUCAUCUCUAGGUUACCUUAUUAGGCUUCAUUAGACAUGAAAAUAUUGCUUAUAAUAGUUUUUGAACUGAUCUCACAUGUCUGGCCAUGCCUGACGUUGUUGUUUUGUGCAGUGAAAAACAUGGCAAAAUGAGAAUUUCCUAAAUCUCACAUGAUUGGAAGAGGAUCUGACUGUCAGUGUGGUGCCUGACAGUUCACAUAUGAUUUCAUUUUUUGCUCUGAUUAUUAGAUAUUGAUCUAACCGGGUCAACAGUGACAAGUGCCAUAAUUUCAAUAAGAGCAUUUUAUAAUUUAGUCAAUUUAAUUUUUUUAUCUUUAUUUUGUUGAAAUAGAGGUUCCUGACAAAGUCAAAAAGUCUUGAUGCAAUAAAACUUAGAUGGUUCUUUUAAGCAUUUAAAAUAAAAUAAAAAAUCGGGUCGGUAAAGACCCUUACACAGGGGGAGGGUUAUUCAACUUUAAUGUCAAGACUUUAAUGUCGUCUCGUCGUUUCUUUCCUCAGAUAAAACAUGGAGAUUUCACCCUUCUGAAUAUUCCUGCAUUAAAGAUCCUGUCUCUGUCUGGUUCGGUUGCGAUAUCUGAAUGAAACCUCCAGAGGGCAGCGCUGUAUUUACCUAAACUGUGGCCGGCUCCUUUUUAGGCCCUCGAAAUGCAUUCUGGUACUUGAUGUCUUGUAAACGCUGAGGCGCCUCGGCAUUAAUACACUGGUAUCAUAUCUAAAACUACAUUUCCCUUUCUACUCCUAACAAUUUGAAUGUCGUUCACGGGUUUCUUUUCCUAAACGGUGAUCUCAACUCAAGUUUCCUCUGACAACUUCGUCAGGGGUUGAAGAAAUUUUUACAGAAUGAAAAUAGACACGUUUAGGUUUAACUUUGUCUGCGGCGGGGAGAGAUAAACGGGACAAAACGCCGUUAGAGUUCCAACAAUGCGGUCCAAACAAAGAAGGCAGUGAUUUGCGGUCUCGGUGGUUUUCUGUGCUGCUGCCCCUGUUAGCCAGGGCUGGGUCCCGCUAAGUUUCAGUUGGGAGUCGGCGGCUCCCCGAGACGUCGUCCAUGGAGGAACAGGAGUAUCCCGAGGCGGUGCUGGUGACGGAGGCCGGGCCGCAGUGGCUCCAAGCCGAAGUCGAGCGUCUGACCCGGGAGCUCCGUGAGACAACCCACGAGAAGAUCCAGGCGGCGGAGUAUGGACUCGCGGUUCUGGAGGAGAAACAGCAGCUGAAGCAGAGAUAUGACGAGCUGGAGACGGAGUACGAGACGGUCCGACAUGAACUGGAUCAGCUGAAGGAGGUAACCUGAGGUCGAAGCCACGCAGACGGACGAUUAUAAAUAUGUGUUUGAGGUGUUAAAUGUUGCGGUAAGAAGACUCUCGGUGUAUAACGGUAUAACCAGAUAAUAUCACGAUAGCAACGGCGCAGCAACAGUUAAAACUCAACGUUUCAGUCAGACAGACUGUUGUUGUAUUGAAGCUGUCAGUCAUGGACCUGGUCCAAGUGAAGAACAAACACAACAUCUCACAAUCAGAGAGCUGAAAAUCUGCCUUCAGGGCGAAGUAGGUGAAAAUAUGUCACAGGAGCUAAAUGGGUUUUAUUGUCUAUGAGAAAAACAAUUGAAACGUGGCAUCAUGGUUUGUUCACAUUGAGAUAUAAAAGCCAAUGUUAGGUUGUGGGCACUUGCUGAAACAUGCUCCUGGUAUGUGAAGCUAUCUUCUGCAGCCCAAGUAUGUUGUCAGAUUGACAUGCCUGUGUGGUGUACCUGCUGUGAGUUUAAUGUGAGUGAAGGGAAGAAACACAAGGACCAGACUAUUAAGUAGGGGAGAGUGGGGUAAGAUAAGCCAUUUUUCAAUCAUAGGCAAUCAUAGUUUUGUCUCUAACUAGUGUAUCUGCAUAUACAAGAUGUUGUGCUUCCCUGCAAACCAACAGAAUGAGUGGAAACAUAACUGUCUUGAUAAUAUCGCAUGCCCAAAAAAGUGGUCAACUUACCCCGUGUAUGGGGUACCCUAGCAAUACACAGCGGUCUGAGGAGCCAUAAACAAACCUCAACUAAAACGCCACAGAUAAUGCUCAGAACAGCACCUAACUUCAUCAACAGUACAUAUAGUGUCCUAGCCACAGCGCAAGCCACCAAACAUCUUUCUAACUUUACCUAAUUUCUUUAGAAAAGAGACAAAAUACAACUCAUCUACUUUCUUCCAGCUGCUGCUUGUUUGUAGUGAGACCUCAGGCCAGUCCAUUACAGACUACAGCGGGGUUACACAGCUCAAGGAAGAACAUUUAUGAUCAUUCCUUCAUGGAAAUGCAAUCAGACCGAGACGCCAAGGCAGAAGAACGAUCACGUCAGCAGUGCAGAAUGAUUGAUAUGGUGAUUAUUACUUGAAGGAAAUGAUAAAGAAUUGAUCAUAAAUGUUCUUCCUUAAGCUGCGUCACCCUGCUUUUUACGCCGUAAUAUCCCUUUAAAUGAUUCAUAUGAAGAAAUAUCACAAUUUUCUGAGUCUGCUCAGUCUAAAUAGUGGGUCAGUCAAAAUCAUCAGAGAAAAACAAAGCUCCACACUCAGGUUACAUGAGCCCCUUAAUCUUAUGUCCUAGUUUAGCCUUCAAAAGACAUUUCUAACCCACAACUAUACCAACCCUACUCUCUGCUUUCCCCAGAUGUCUCCCCCUCAGCUACCACAUGCAAGAAUUCAUCAUCACGGAUGAUAGGCAAAGCAGUAAGCAGACUAUUUGCUGUGCAUGGCAGGGGGGGUGUUUUCAUCUGUCAUCAUCUGUUAAUUCAGCUGCCAACUGGUUUACCCAGUGCUUUUCUGGGAGAAAAUGUUAUGGCUAUAUAGCUCCUGUUGGUUUUUGUCAUCUGAGAUCGUUUCUUGGGGGAGAGGUCAUGAUUUUGUCAGAGCUGUCUGGAUUUCCUCUUUUUGAGUAUUUUUUGCCACAUUUUUUUAAACCUUUAGAGGAACUGCAUCCUGAGACACUUCCACAUGGGCUUUAACAUCUAACAUGGUUUACAUCCUAACACUCAUGAGUUAUUAUUGAGUUAUUUGUUAAAUCAGUAAUUCAUUAUAUGCUGUUGUCAUGGUAACUAGAAAGUCACAGACACAAAUAUUUUGAUGAGAGCUUAGCUUUAAGUGGUGAAGAAAGAGUGAGACAGGCAUCAGUUUCUGUCUUAGACCGCAGGUUUUGGUUCACAUUAUUACUGUCAUGAUGACUUAUGACUAGGACUUCCUUUUUCACUUUAUAUAUCUGAUUUUUUUUUCUCAUGUUUUUUGAAUAUUAACCAACAUUCACAAGGUCACUAAACAUUAAGAAUGUCAGUUUUGAUUUCAACAUCUGCCAGCUUCUUAAAUGUCAAAGACGCUGCAUAAAAAGGCAUCAAAAAAGAAAAAGCUGCAAUGAAAGAAUUCUCAGUAUUUUUUUGGAAUGACCAAAACGAUGAACCAAUCAUGAACACAACUACAGAGAGGAAUAGUUACAGCCAUGUUCACAUACAUGAAUGACAUUUUCUGAAAGAUGAAGCACAGACUUGUGUCCGUGGGUGUUUCAGAGAUUAUUCUCAGCUGUGUGUAGAUGGAGAUUUUUGUUCUUAUUCCAUUAGUCAUGAUGAAGCUCAUGGUCCACUCACUGUCUGACUCAUUGUAGUAGUCAUGCUCUUGGUAUCUUGUGAUUUUGACUUACUUUUGUCUUUAGUUGUGUUUUUCAUUGAAGCAGAUUUUGAGAAAGGAAUCAUCAGUUUUUUAGAUGCAACUUUUUUAUUUUUGUGAGACUUUGACUUUAUUCAGGGUCGUAAAAAAGCUGUGAAAAAAUAUGGUAACACUUUGCUUGACGCCUAUCUCUAUAACGCAUUAUGAAUGUAUGCAUAAUGUGUUAUAAUCACGUUACAGCACUGUAUAACUGAUAUAGUUAUAAACACUUAUAAAUGAUCAAAAUGCUUUAUAGCAAGAAUCAUAACACAUUAUAAAGCAUUUUAUCAUGACUAACAAGGUCAGGUAUUAUAAUGUGUUAUAACUAUUAAAAACUCACUGACAAUGCCCACAUAGAUAAUGCAUUAUACAUAUAUUUAUAAUGUGUUAUAAUUUGCUUAUAAACUUGUAUAACUAUCAUUAUAAACACCAAUUAAUUAUCAUAAGGCUUUAUAACAAUAAGCAUAACACAUUAUAAUACCUGACAGUGCUAUAACAUGAUUAUAAUGCAUUUUAUGUAUAUUUAUAAUGUGUUAUAGAGAGAGGCGUCAAAGUGUUACCAAAAUGAUCAAUAUUCACCAGAUUCUGUUAUUCUCCGCUUCUUACUAUCACUGAAUAUUUUGUCUUGUUUUAGUUUCCCAAACAGACCCCACUGAUGAAUGAGCUCCCCUCUUUCCUGCAAGUCUGCCACCUCCACUCAGCUUGAUAAACUCAUGUUUGAUGCAGUUAAAAUGUAAUUUAUACAGCACAAAGAGUCUUUCCAGGCUUGGCUAGUGUGUAAUAAACAUGAUAUGAUACCAAAACACAGCAGCAGGCUGACACAGCACUUAAAUGGUCCUCAGGCAAACAAGCAACCAGCAAUAAAAGCAGUGAAUGGUAGGUUUUUAUGAGGGCUUAUCUGUGGUUAACUGUCCAUACACAUGGCUCAGUGUGUUGGAUUGUAAAUAUUUGAUCAAAGUAGUUUUAUUGCCUUAAUUGUUUUCUUUUCUAUUUUUUAUUUUGUCUGCAGGCUUUUGGACAAGCUUACUCAAUCCACAAGAAGGUGGCAGCAGACGGGGAGAGCAGGGAAGAGUCGCUGAUCCUGGAGUCUGCCAGUAAGGAGGCUCUGUACCAGCAGAAGGUCUUAGAGCUGCAGAAUGAGCUGCGACAGGCGAAAGUCUCACUCACCAGUGUACAGGCUGAAAAUGAACGCCUGUCAAGUAUUGCCCUUGAGAUGCGAGAGGUAAUAUUUACAUACAUACAUAAUCCAUCUUGUUUUGUGACAUUAUUCUUUGUUCAAUGUUGAAAACUGGAUUCCCUCUGUGUUUUUAAAUGCCUCACCUUGCAAAAUGACAUUUUGAAGGCUAAAAUCUGUCCCAGUUUAUCCCACAGCUGUAAAGGAAAGCCCUUAUCUUUGAAUCAAAGUCUCUCUGUGUUUCACUGGCUCCUUUGAAACACCAGUUAAAGCUCAUCUAAUUUAGGGUGACAGAGAAGGUCAGUGAAGCUUAAGUUUAUAUCAUCUUGAAGACCUCCCCUUCUGUUACAGUGGGCGCCACAGGGAGUUUGUGAGAGUGUUGAAGUUUGUAGUGGGGGAGGGUCAGUCAGCAGGAAAGAUGAUGUAAUGUCCACUGCAAGUAACACAAAGGGUGUCCUCCGCCGGGGCUCUCUGUAGUAUGAACUGGUAAGUGGACCAUGUCCUUGUAGUCAUUACUUUCCUCAUCCCUCUGUGGAAUGUGAAACAUGUCGACACGCUGAUCCUCAGUUCACCCACAGUGACUAGACACUUGGCAGGAACCAGGAUGGAGGUUUCACCGCUAGACUGAUCUUUCACCCAAUCAAUCUAAAUCAGAGUUAUAGUACUUUUCAUGCAGUCUAGCACACAUGCCAUCUUAUAUAAGGUGAGAAUAUGUCCUCUUUUACCCAGACAUGUCCACUUUUUUGGGGCUGUCAGGGUUUGUUCGGCUUUGUCCGGGGAAGUUUAUAAAAUCCUUCAAAUGUCUGCGGUUUUGUAUGUAAGUUUCGAGUUUGUGUCACGUGGACUUACUGAGUUAGAAGUGCGUAAAAGACACUCAACCUGACCCGAAAAACUCUCAAAGUUAACUUCACUCGACUCUGUGACUCUGUGACUCCGCCCCCGCGUAGUCAUGUCCUCUUUUUGGGAAGUCAGAAUCUCGUCUCCCUAAUCUUGUACCCCUCUCUCUCUUAUUUUCAGAGUUCAGAGCUGGCUGAGCUGCAGCGAGGUCAGCUGCGUGAUGACAUCAGAGAGUACAAGGUACGGGAGGCUCGUCUGCUGCAGGACUACAGUGAGCUGGAGGAGGAGAACAUCUCUCUGCAAAAACAAGUGUCGGUGCUGAGACAGAGUCAGGUGAGACAGACAAGACAGACCAAUAUUCUGUCUGUAAACUGUUUUUCAGUCUCGGUUGGAAAAUCAAAGUUGCCAAUCACUGAAAGCUGAAUUAAUAGCUUGUUUAAUCACGCCUCCUUAACUUAAUAUGUCUUUGGUCAUCCUAUAUAAUCUCUCACUCUAGCUUUUAAUGAAACUGUAAUGAACUUAAGUGCAAAAUCUCCAACCGUCUUCUCCAUGUUUUUGAACAUCUGCUAAGGUGGAAUUCGAAGGUCUAAAGCACGAGAUCCGCCGUCUGGAGGAGGACUCCCAGUGCUUACACAGCCAGCUGGAGGAAGCUAUGCGUCUGAGAGAAAUCGCUGAGCGACAGCUGGCAGAGGCCUUAGAAACGAUCAAAACAGAGCGGGAGCAGAAGGCCACCCUGCGCAAGGAGCUCUCUCACUACAUGACCAUCGGAGGCUCCGUCUACAACGGCUCUUUCAACAUCUCCUUCGACAACCUGAAACUCCACGACGAUUCCUCCACCGCUGGGGAGCCUGACAACGACGAUCUCAUCAGAGGCUUUGAGAACGGCUUGGCCAAGGCAGGCGAAGGUGACGACGACAACAGAGCCGCGGGGAACAAAAAAGGCGAGACUUUCAAGCCGGCUCCGAGCCUGGUGGACGAUCUGCUGAGUGAGCUGAACAUCUCUGAGAUCCAGAAACUGAAACAGCAGCUGGUGCAGGUAUGAGGUCUAUUAGGUGCUCAUCACACCCUCAACUUUUCUUUCCAAUCUAACCAUCUAUAUAUCUGCGAUUAAACGACUCUUCCCAGUGACUCAGCAGUCUCUUGGUUCAAGAAGAGAAAACGGCUAAUUUGAUUCACAGCAUUAGGUCUCUCCACAGUAUCACAUGGAUCCCAUCAAGAAAAAAAAAGAGUCAGAAACACAAAACUACUGACCAGACGUUUCAUUUUAACAACAAAUAUAACUCAGAUAUAGAGCAUGAAACUAGCGCUGCACAGAGAGUUCGAAGCUUUCACUAAGUUUUUACUCUUGCACCUUUUUGGGCUUUUACUUUUACAGUUUGAUCAAAUUUACAGUGUUCAGUGUCCUAAAACUACACUUAACUAAAACUACACUUUAAACUCAAUCUAGAAUAAAUUUGCACAACAUGUUAAAAUACUGCAUCUUCAGAAAGACACAGUGGACAUGCUAACAAAAUGUGUAACUUAUAGUGUGAGUGAUUGCUUAUAAGACUAAGAGUUGACCAGCUAACUGAAAUGACUUUGUUUUGAUUGAAGGUGGAGCGGGAGAAGGUGGCCCUGAUCAGCUCCCUCCAGGAGAGCCAAAAGCAGCUGGAACAUGCCUACGGGACUGUGUCCGAGCAGAAGGAAACCGUCAACAGGCUGACCGAAAACCUUAGUGCAAUGAGAAAACUGCAGGCCAGUAAGGAACGCCAGUCCGCUCUAGAUAGUGAAAAGGACCGGGACAGCCACGAUGACGGAGACUAUUACGAGCUGGACAUAAACGGACCUGAGAUCCUGCAGUGCAAGUACACUGUGGCUGUGUCUGAAGCUGGUGAGCUGAGGCAAGAGCUGAAGACUGUGAGGGCAAAGUAUGAGGAGUGUCGCACCCAGUAUGAAGACGAGCGAGCGCGGCUAGAGAGCGAGGUUCAGGAGUUGAGGGCGAGUUUGGCGUCCCUGGAGAGAAUAAGCCAGGCUGAUAAAGCGGAGGUGGCUCGUUUGGAGAAGGAGCUCCGUCUGGUCAGUGCGGCAGCAGGAGAGUCGCUUGGCAGCCUUAAUGUGGCUCAGGAUGAGCUCAUAGCUUUCAGUGAAGAACUCGCCAACCUGUACAACCACGUGUGCAUGUGCAACAACGAGACCCCCAACCGUGUCAUGCUUGACUACUACAAGGAAGGCAAGGCUAAAGUAAGAAAAGGACAGGAAGGGAAGGAGCAGCAAACAUCUGUACUCAUCAGUAACGGGCUGAUCAGUGAGUCCGACUCCUGCAGCACUUCAAUAACUCCAGCUCCACCCCCAGAGCCCCGGCCUGAACCCAUGAACAUCUAUAACCUUGUAGCCAUCAUCAGAGACCAGAUCCGCCACCUGCAGCAGGCAGUGGACCGCACCACCGAGCUGUCGCGUCAGAGACUCGCCAACCUGGAGCUGAGCACAGUGGCGGACAAAGACAAAGAGGCUUGCAUGGAGGAGAUCCUCAAACUGAAGUCCCUGCUAAGCACCAAAAGGGAACAGAUUGCCACUCUCAGAGCUGUGCUCAAAGCCAACAAACAGGUCAGAGGAACACUGUGAGCCUGUGAAUGUGUACCUGCUGUGUGUGUUAAGGUCCUUUCACACCAGGACCGUUUUUGUCGUGCGAUUAUUUCGGACGUCAAUAUUUUUUUUCGAACCCGUAUCCUGUCAAUAGAAGCGUUCACAUCAGCGACGUUUUCCCGUCCUGCGAUAUUGCGGCAUUUACUUUUUCGGAUCAUGGUCAAUUUUUCUAAAGUUUCGCAUACUGUGUGUUCACUUCUGACCAAUCAGAUUGCGUGUUGUUGCGACAUCAGAUUCACCGGUAUAUCCAACAUGGCCGACCAGCUGAUUGUUUAUGAUCGUUUACAUACACAUUACAAAGAUAACAAUCAGAAGGACAACUUGUUGAGAGUCAUAGCGUUGGAUCUCUCAUAUGACGAUGGUUUGUGUGUUUUAACAGUUUGCUAAACGCCUUUGUUUUAACUUUCAUCUGUAAUAACGUAAGCUAAUGGUUGUUACCAUGGUUUCAUGUGCUUAUCUUAUCGCCUCUGACUGAAGUGCUCACCGUUUGGCUUGAGCGUGUGAUGACGUUUCCAGCUUUUCUAGCCAAUCAGAGGCGAAGGAGGCGGGACUUUCCCCCAGAAAAGUCCUCCCAGGGAUGCGUCUUUUCCCCCUGGAGAGUCGCAAAAUCACAUCGGGUUUGAAGUGUAUAGUCAGGCGUGUCAAAAUUUGCCCCUGAAUAUUUCUUAAUUUUGCAUUCUGUAUUCGCGUCGGCCCUGGUGUGUAAGGACCUUAAACCUGCAAAAACUGAACCUGUAAAAUCACGUUGCCUUUUCACAUAAAGUAGAGGCUCAACAGUCACUGAAUUAAAUCCAAAUUAGCAGGAAAUAGACAUACAGAAAGGAAAAACAACAAUAUGCAUCCUGUAUGCAAUACCCAAUGCUGCACAAGCUCAAUACAGAUCCUGUAAUAUUUUGGCUUAAGGAAGGAUGUUCAUUGUGUCUCAGACUGAGGAUCCAAACAAAAAGAGAAUAAUGAGCUUCAGCUAAAAACUAACCCAGUUUGAACUGUAUGCUAUAGUAGAAAAAAAACAAUCACCUAAAUUCUCUUCUUCUUUUUAGACUGCUGAGGUUGCACUGGCCAAUCUGAAGAGUAAGUAUGACAGCGAGAAGGGCAUGGUGACUGAGACGAUGAUGAAGCUCCGCAAUGAACUGAAGGCUCUGAAGGAGGAUGCUGCUACGUUCUCCUCUCUUCGAGCCAUGUUUGCUACAAGGUAUGAUUUCACAUACCACACGGUCACAAGUUCCCAUUUUUGAUCCUCCUGACACCCUUUAAAUGAAGCUGCAUGUGACAUCCAUGAGGCCAGAUGGACCAGGACUCACACUCUCAUGUAGUGCAUCCACAUUAAUCGUGUCUUAAAUUGAAAAAAUGCAGAUAUGCUGUAAAAGAUUAGUUUUUUAUUUCUGUCAAAAUCUGCGCUUAUACUGAGCCCGCUGAAGUGUUUUAUAUCUGUGUAUAUUUGAGAGGCACAAUGCAUUGUGGGAGCAGACUGAUGUAAUACUUCUGCGAGUCAGCUAGCAGAGGCUUCAUCUUCCCAUCUGGAAAUUCUGUCUGGGGAAUAGGAAACAUGUGACACACAGCAUAGGCAGUGUAAGGCUGCAGGCUGCUCCCCCUGCUGGACAGAAAGUUGUUAUUUUGUGUCCACUGUUUCUCCCUCUUUAUCUUUUCUCACCUUUCUAAUUUUUCUAUCAGGUGUGACGAGUAUGUGACCCAGCUGGAUGACAUGCAGAGGCAGCUGGCUGCUGCAGAGGAUGAGAAGAAGACCCUGAAUUCUUUGUUACGCAUGGCUAUCCAGCAGAAACUCGCCCUAACUCAGCGCCUGGAGGAUCUGGAGUUCGACCACGAGCAGGCGCGCCGCAACAGUGCCACAGCAGCAGGAGGAAAGGGCAAAACAAAGGGCAAGGGAGUCUCCUCCAACCAACGUGUAAGUUGGAGGCUAUACUGCAGGACAAACUCUGAGCCAAAAAGUAUCUGCAGAGGCCCUGGGUUCCUCUGCAGGGCUUUGUGUGCCUUUUAUAAACACCUCUAUUUUCUUUAUCUGUUCUUUUCCAAGAUCUGCAUCUCCUUAAAGCUUUGUACACACCCAGUUUUUCUUUCUCUUCUUUUCCACAUAUUUUUAGCAUCUAUACCUUUAAUAUAAAAAUUUCAUACUAACGUCACCACUAAUGUCCCUAUAAACUUCUGUACUGUUUCUCAUACUUGGUGUUGUUUACUGUUUGGUUAACCUCCAAACUAUCCCUUUCUUUAAUGCUGCACUUUAUCCACUUUUGGCAUGAAUACAGCGAUACUUUGAGUUUCAAUUUUGUUUUUUGUUUUAUUUAUGUUUUUAAAAAAAGACUGUUUCGAUGGCACAUAUUGCAUAAGUAAGGAAUAUAAGCUUGUUUUUGUGUAUUGUUUAUUCUUGUUGUUUGACCUCAUAAGCUCAGAAGUUUACAUGCUAACUUUAAUUUAACUGAUACUUGUACUCAGGCAACAUGAUUUUCAGAUUUGACCAGGGUUAAUCUGUCAGAGCUUUUAUCCAUGUUAGAGCUCAGCGACAUGUUCAUGUUCUGGUGAGUGUUCAUUGUUGCUCUACCUCCUUACAGUUCAGUCAUUUUUAAUCUCAGGUCCGAAAAAAAGGGUUAAAGUUAGUACAGAUUUGUUAUGUAGCUGAAACUAGGUGUCAGUGCUCCUUUUUUUUCUCUUUACAAAAUUAACAAAAUAAUUUUCAGGAUUUGUGCAGGUCAGAAAAAAUCAGAAAGUUGUCUAAAUUAUGUCUGCGCUCUGCAGAAUCACUGACUUCUUACUGACUCCUGCAUGCUUAACACAGCCCCGCCCCCUCCUUCCUGUUUCAGUCUGCCUGUCUGUGCAACUACCCCCACUAAUGAGCUCAAUCUUUCUGAUUCAGAAAAAAAUUAAAUUUCAACAAUCAACUGAAUGUGAUUUUCCUCUGUUUUAUCUUUCCAUUUGCAGUAAAUCAGUCUUGCCAAGUGUCCUACAGUGGGUCCGUCAGAGUGUCUGACAGUUGCCAGUCACCUUUGCUCCUGGUUCCUUCACUCUAAUCAUGAUCUUACUCAUGUUAUCGUUCACACAGGGACAUAUCCAGCAGUAUUUGCCUGUUUGUUUUACAGUGCCAAAAACAAGUGUGUCAAAUUCUGUCAAAACAUUUUGACUACAGGGAGAAUGACUCAUCGCAUCAGCUGCCCACUGGAGUCCCUUCAGUCUUCCAACAAAAUGCGCCACUAUUGUAACAGAAAUCGAGGAAAAAUCAAGAUGGGUCUUUUGCUGAUUGCUAUUUGCCUGUGUUACCCUGACUGAGCACUUUCUUGUUUUAAUGAUUUGCUCUUAGUUGAUUCCUCUUUUCUUUCUAAAAUCAUACUAAUUGUGUCAAGUAUUAUGCAAUUUUUUUACUGGAUGUGCAUGUCGGUCAACCAGAUUCUUUAUGUCAUUUGGAAUGAUAAACCUAUUUUUAUCUCUAUUUAUUUUAUAACAAGAAAACCAGAGAUUAUGUUGUUAUUGUUUUAAAACCAGAAUUUUCAACUCACAUGUUGAAAUCUGAAAAGAGACACAAGCUUUUCUGCCUUAGUUAUUUUCUUUUUUGCCUUAGAUUUUUUGGGUGCCUCUCUGACUGUCCAGGGAUAUAUGCCAUCAAAGUUAUCAGGAUUUUUUAUUAGCCAUGGCUCAUAGAAAAAAAAUUGCUUUAUAUUAUUUUGAGUGUGUUAUGGUGCAAAUUUGGAAAUUUAAAAUCCAGGUUUUUUUUGUACUAUUGGAUUCUUUUUUUGUACACAUGAUAGAGAUGUUACAGAUCACUUGUUACAAAAAGUAUGGUUGAUAAUGAUUAAGAGUGUUGAUGGAAAAACUUAUUUAAAUAUUCUAAGUUAAGGUCAGAUGUUAAUAAUAUUCAUAACAUUUUACCCAUGAAGGAGAGUUUUUAAUGGAAUUGUGUCAGUACAUCUUUUUGUAAACCUUUGAGUCCCAUCAUUUUUGCCAACAGCGACCCUGCAGUGCUAUUAUCUGGAAGUGCAAUUUACUAAAAAAGGCAAAGAAAAACCUGUUUACUCUCUGUAAGGUAUAUCUUUCACAUUGUCUCUCACAAACUUGGUCCUAAUGAAUUUCAUAUGUUUUUAUUGUAACUGCAGCUGUAUUUAUUUGACACUGUUCAGACUACAGGGUGUCAUUGUCUUUUUUUUAUAUGAGGGAGUUUUGUGUGGAGGAGGCUGGUGAGAGUAUGGAGAAGAUUAGACUUGUGGUGAGAGUCGUGGCUGUGGUCUGGGACUGGUUUCUGACAAUUGAAGCUGGUGAGGAAAUAAACCUAACUUUCACAAUGCUCGUUCAUCUGUGUUUGCUGUUCAUUGUGUGCUGGUUGAAUUGUCAAUUUGUGCAGUUUAUCACCACUGCUGUUUAACCCUAGAACACUAUUGCUGGGGGAUUUUCGCCUGACCAAACAUGUUUACGUGAUUUUCAUGAUGUUGCGUUUGUCUGAGUAUCAUGGGUCCCUGGGUAGCUUCAGCAUUGCCUUUGACAUCUUUGAAGGCAUAUUUGUUUCCCUGAUCCAAAACCUGCUUUUUCCUACAGGCACGUGUUCGGGUGAUUUUCACCCAGCAAUAGUGAUAGAGGGUUAGUAGGUUUGUGUGGAUUUGAUAGUCUGAAGGUAUUUUUGGUGCAAAAGGUUUGUGCAUCUGUAACAUGUAAUUUGUGGUUGUGUACAGUGAUUGUGUAUGUGUAUUAGUAAAUGUGAAAUCCACAUGUUAUGAGUUGUUUGCUUGUAGAGUUUUUGUGUUGUACUUGUAGAUUUAUUUAUUUCCACAAGUACAACACAACAUUUAAACAUUCAUGAAUUCUUCAUUACAGGUGCACAAAUCCUAUUUUACAAGUCACAGAUUCGAACUCUGACACGCUCACAUUUUUGCUCCAAUUGUUGCAGCAUAUUUGGUGCAAAACAUUUGUGCAUCUGUACGGAGCAAUGUGAAGUUGUGGACAACAUUUGAAUAUGUGCAGAUCUUUAUGUGAACUUGUGCAAAAAAUUUACAUUUUGUUCAAUAAGCUUUCACGAAAAUAAUUGUUUUGUUUUAAAAUGCAAAUACAAAUCGAUAAUUACAACCGCUGGAAUCUUC
This is a messenger RNA of Xyrichtys novacula (pearly razorfish), 14831 nucleotides long. NCBI's taxonomy places the organism in Eukaryota, Metazoa, Chordata, Actinopteri, Labriformes, Labridae. The record is from the annotation of a GenBank genome assembly.